AUGUAUUCACUGGAACAUCCACAAAUGGACGAGAGUUUUCUGAAACUCGAUUCAACCGUGGACGAUGUUAUGAAUUUGCUGCGAAGUAUUAUGAAGCCAACUGAAACGGAACCUUCAACUGAGCCAGAAGAGUCCUGCGUUACGGAUGACAAUUUCAUGGUCACUGUGAGGCAAAAUCCGGGAAAUGCCCCAAUUAAGGACAAGGAUCGCUUUACAUUUAUGAGACAGGUGGAGGUGGACCAGGCAGAGCGCACCAAAGCACGACUGGAACGAGAGAGAGUUGCACAGAUAUUUAGAAAGCUUGGUAACGCCGACUAUCGCCAAGGUAACUACGAGAAUGCUGUGCGCAUGUACAGUCAGGCCCUUGAGAAUAUUAAGGAUAGUCCCGUAUUGUACAUAAAUCGUUCUCUGAGCUAUAUCAAACUGUCGCAAUUCAAGCGCGCCAUCAUCGACUGCGACUUCGUGUUGAAUAAGCUGGAUGAGAAGAAUAUGCGAGCUUGGCUCUAUCGCGCCAUGGCCUACAAAGGCCUCAACGACGAGGCCAGCUACGAGAACUGCAUUAAAUAUGUGCGCAAAUAUCAUUCUAAGCAAUUGGAGUUUAUAGACUCAUUUAUUGAAAAAAUGAACAACAUGCAGUGA
Messenger RNA from Drosophila arizonae, 639 nucleotides. RefSeq names its product tetratricopeptide repeat protein 12. Gene Ontology annotation, molecular function: protein binding. NCBI's taxonomy places the organism in Eukaryota, Metazoa, Arthropoda, Insecta, Diptera, Drosophilidae. The record is from RefSeq and is a predicted model, not a curated record. Gene Ontology annotation, biological process: axonemal dynein complex assembly; sperm axoneme assembly. Gene Ontology annotation, cellular component: centrosome; cytoplasm.